UCGUCCGCUCGCUUUUCAUUGGCCCUGAUCACUAGCGAUACCCACAAUAAGAAUCCCAGAAAAGUGCGGCCGAUUUAUCCGAAAUGUCUUUAUUUACGACCAAUAUUAUGUAUCCGACAAAAUAUAUACCUAAUGGUUACGCGACUCAAAUGGCGGAUAAACCAAAGAACAAAAUAAUAUUCCUCGAUAUCACCCCAGCUCGGACGCCGCACAUGAAAUCUCCAUCAGCCAAUUCCAUACAUCCUUUGAGGAAUAACUUAAUUGAACCGCAGAUUAACCGAGACAUAAUCUAUGAAAAUAUUAAGCCCGUGUUCUUUUUGUUGCGGGUUUUGGGCGUAUUGCCUAUUUCGAGGCCGGCGCCGGGAGUAAAUCAAUUCCAGAUCGCAUCCCCUUCCAUGCUUUAUUCUUUUGCGUGCUACAUUUGUCUCAUCGGUUAUGUGCUCUAUCUUUCUUUACACAAAGUCCAGAUUUUACGCACGGCUGAAGGUAAAUUCGAGGAGGCCGUCAUUGAAUACCUUUUUACCGUGUACCUUUUUCCCAUGUUACUGGUUCCUAUAAUGUGGUAUGAGACACGCAAGAUCGCUGAAAUUCUGAAUGGGUGGGUCGAAUUUGAGGUAUGCUAUAAAAAGUUAUCUGCUAACGUACUUCCUGUAAAGUUGUAUAAGAAAGCUCUGGCAAUAGCUGUAAUAAUCCCCAUACUGUCCACCAGCUCUGUGGUCAUCACGCACGUCACUAUGGUAGAUUUCAAAGUGAUGCAAGUUAUUCCAUAUAUUUUCCUGGAAAUUCUGACCUAUAUUCUUGGAGGAUAUUGGUAUCUUCUAUGUGAAACAUUGAGCGUAUGCGCUAGUGUGCUGGCUGAAGAUUUUCAAAGGGCGCUCCGUCACAUAGGACCUGCAGGAAAAGUGGCGGAAUACCGUGCCCUGUGGCUGCGAUUAAGCAAAUUGGCUCGAAACACCGGCAUCGCGAACUGUUACACGUUUACCUUUGUCAAUCUUUACCUUUUCCUUAUAAUCACCUUAUCUAUAUACGGCCUCCUUAGUCAAAUCUCAGAAGGCUUCGGCGUGAAAGACAUUGGGCUGGCGGUGACCGCGUGCUGCAGCAUUUUUCUCCUGUUUUUCAUCUGUGAUGAGGCGCACUACGCAUCUCAAAACGUUCGUACUAAUUUCCAAAAGAAACUACUGAUGGUGGAAUUGUCGUGGAUGAACACGGACGCACAGACCGAGGUGAACAUGUUCCUGCGAGCCACCGAGAUGAAUCCCUCGCAGAUAAGCUUAGGCGGUUUCUUCGACGUCAACCGGAACCUAUUCAAAUCGCUCCUAGCUACAAUGGUGACUUAUCUCGUCGUACUACUGCAGUUCCAAAUCAGUAUCCCCGAUGACUCACAUACAGAUAACAUGGAAAAUGAAGAAAGGCCAUUCAAUUAUACUACUGGGACAACUGAAUCUACCACAGCCACCACCACUUUAGCUACUACCAUCCUGGCAACACUAGCUAGGAAGAAAAAGAAAAACUAGC
Molecule: messenger RNA, 1515 nt
Organism: Maniola jurtina (meadow brown)
Lineage: Eukaryota; Metazoa; Arthropoda; Insecta; Lepidoptera; Nymphalidae
Gene: Gr63a
Product: gustatory and odorant receptor 24
Exons: 5
Coding region: 84-1514 (476 amino acids)
Biological process (GO): sensory perception of taste
Cellular component (GO): dendrite; neuronal cell body; membrane
Source: RefSeq, a predicted model, not a curated record